Gadus macrocephalus (Pacific cod) is the source of this 1642-nucleotide messenger RNA. It is a transcript of the gene elp3, whose product is annotated as elongator acetyltransferase complex subunit 3. The record is from RefSeq and is a predicted model, not a curated record. Gene Ontology annotation, cellular component: cytoplasm; nucleus; elongator holoenzyme complex. The transcript is spliced from 10 exons. Gene Ontology annotation, molecular function: catalytic activity; iron-sulfur cluster binding. Lineage: Eukaryota; Metazoa; Chordata; Actinopteri; Gadiformes; Gadidae. Gene Ontology annotation, biological process: tRNA wobble base 5-methoxycarbonylmethyl-2-thiouridinylation. The coding region runs from base 455 to 1642 and encodes 395 amino acids.
UGUAGAUCUAUGUGAGGAUGUAGAUCUAUGCUCUAAACUCGCAGUUUAAAAUCAUUGCACAAGGCAAACAAUUCAUGAACGUUUCUUGUUUUAAACAUGAACUAUGCCAAAUGAGGUUUCACAUGUUUUAAAAUGAUGAAACAAGAAGAAUGUAUUAUUUUACAUGUUGGUUAUUCGCUUUUUAACCAGCACUAUUAAGUCUUCAAAAAAAAAAGAAGCAAUCUGUUUAAAUGUUCUGCGUUUGAAACCUCAAUAAUAAGUGGAACGUGAAAUAUAAAGUAUAAACUUGUUGAAAGUCGAGUAUUCUGUGAUCCGUUUUACGACAGCUGCUCCCACCGUACGGCUCAGCGUGUGUGUUCGUGUUGUGUUGAUAUUGUGCGUGUUGUUGGUCCUCAUUACGCUCUUUCACACACAUUACGCCUCCUUAAACCAGACGACCUCAUCGGACUACGACAUGGGGAAGCCGAAGAAGAAGACUGACCUGAGCCGCGCUGAGCUGAUGAUGAUGACGGUGGCCGAUGUCAUCCAGCAGCUGGUGGAGGCCCACGAAGAGGGGCGGGACAUCAACCUCAACAAGGUGAAGACGAAGACGUCGGCUAGGUACGGCCUGUCCUCCCAGCCCCGGCUGGUGGACAUCAUCGCCGCCGUGCCGCCGCAGUACCGCCGCGCCCUGGUGCCCAAACUGAAGGCCAAGCCCAUCCGCACCGCCAGUGGGAUCGCGGUGGUGGCUGUGAUGUGUAAGCCUCAUCGCUGUCCUCACAUCAGCUUCACCGGGAACAUCUGUGUUUACUGCCCCGGGGGUCCGGACUCUGACUUUGAGUAUUCAACCCAGUCCUACACGGGAUAUGAGCCUACCUCCAUGAGGGCGAUCCGGGCGCGCUACGACCCGUUCCUUCAGACCCGACACCGCGUCGAGCAGCUGAAGCAGCUGGGCCACAGCGUGGACAAGGUGGAGUUCAUCGUGAUGGGCGGGACCUUCAUGGCGCUGGGGGAGGAGUACAGAGACUACUUCAUCAGGAACCUCCACGACGCCCUCUCAGGACACACCUCCAACAGCGUGGCCGAGGCAGUCAGGUACUCUGAGGUGAGCAACACUAAGUGCGUGGGCAUCACCAUCGAGACGCGUCCCGACUACUGCCUGAAGCGCCACCUCAGCGACAUGCUGAGCUACGGCUGCACCCGGCUGGAGGUGGGGGUCCAGAGCGUGUACGAGGACGUGGCCCGUGACACCAACAGGGGCCACACGGUGCGGGCGGUGUGUGAGUCGUUCCACCAGGCGAAGGACGCGGGCUUCAAGGUGGUCUCCCACAUGAUGCCCGACCUGCCCAACGUGGGCAUGGAGCGCGACGUGGAGCAGUUCAUCGUACGUCCUCCCCUCCCUCCGGACAGCUCGCCGCCGUCCAAUCACAGCGCCGGAGAGGACGCUGCUGUCCAAUGGGAGCGCUGUGGUGGAGUCCAGCCCACCGCCUCCCGGACGGCGGCUCCCAGCCGGCCUGUGUUCAGUCACUCCUCCGCGGUCCCCGACCCGCCUGCAGCCCCCCACGACCCGGCUCUCCUCCACGACCACGGCUCUCCUCCUGCUCUCUCGCUCCUUUAUUAUCUGUCGUGGAUCCUUAAAGCCCACCGAGGACUUGUUUGCUGA